Messenger RNA from Capronia epimyces CBS 606.96, 2136 nucleotides. RefSeq lists its product as uncharacterized. NCBI's taxonomy places the organism in Eukaryota, Fungi, Ascomycota, Eurotiomycetes, Chaetothyriales, Herpotrichiellaceae. The transcript has a single exon. The record is from RefSeq and is a predicted model, not a curated record. The coding region runs from base 1 to 2136 and encodes 711 amino acids.
AUGACAGACCCCGAUCGUAUAGUGCUCGGGCCGCCUCGUCGUUCUUUCGCUUCUGCCAAUGCUCGCACCUCUGGGAGGACCCAAGAUGGCUCGGACGAGACACUCAACAAAGACCGAACUACCCUUCAAGAGAAACCGUGGAAUGGUGACGGUGUCGAGUCGCUCAACCAGGACCGCCGAAGUUUACAGAUGAACGGUCGUGGUAGCAACCGACAUGAAAGUGAAGACCCCGAUCUUGAGCAUCGUCGAGACCAAGACCGGAAGCCAAGAUGGGCGGGAAGAGAUAGGAAUGAGUCGGGCAUCGAAGACGAGCAGAUCCAAGAAGAUUCAGCCCGCCCGACGGUCCGACGAGACGCACAUUCCAGAGCCAAGCUGUCCCAGUCGUGGUUCAAGAAGGAUGGCCCUGACACUCAAGACGAAGCGCGACGAGACGCCGACAAGGGACAGGAGUGGCGACGUGGCGAAUGGGGAAGGGAGCGAGAUUGGGACCGAUCCGCCAAAGUUGAAGCGGAGCCGGAAUGGAUGGACUCGGCGGAACCAGACGAGCCUUUCCAAGUCCGUACCCAGGAGGACUUCCAACGCUGGAAGGAGAAGAUGAAGGCCGGAGGAGCGCCCUCCGUCGGCAAGCCCGACUCGGCCGUCAUCGUUCCCCCUUCAGAGAAUGCCCAGGCCAAAUCGACAACGACGGGCGCCUCUCCCGAACCGGAUGACUCAAUGGACAAGUUCUUUGCUCGAUACGAGUCUAAGACAACUGAGCAAAAGCCCGUCGCCGCGAAGCCACACGGCAGGACCCGAUUCGCCUCCCUCUUCAGUCCUCCGCCUGAGCAAAACAAACAAGUCGAGGCUGCUCCGCCGGUGCCGACAGCGGAGAGGCCAUCAUCGGCACAGCCAGGAUCAGCGGUGGAUGCCGAUCAAGCGGGAUUUGCACGCAUUCUUGAGAUGCUACAAACUCGCAGUAAUAACCCGACACCUCAGACUCAAGAGACGGCUAAGCCUAGAGCCCCAUUGUAUGCCAGGGGUGGCGAGGUCAAGUCCGUGGCCGAAUCAAGACCGUCUCCUCAAAGCCUGCUUUCCCUCCUCGCCGGCCAAAACGCCCCCCAACCCCAGGAGCCUACACGAACACGGCCAUCCGCCAGCCAGGCGAGAGUUACAGAGCCGCAAUCUUCCACAGACCAAUCGACUCAUACCCGACAGCAAUCCAGCAUCAACAAAGAUGAAGUGUUGCUGAAUUUACUUCGGCAGGCGAAUCUCGCACCAAAACCGGAGCCACCACCUCCCCAUCAGCAAGCGGACGGCCGAAAUGGAGGAGCCAUGUACGGCAUGAUGUCCGAGUACAAUGUGAGAAUAGGCACGGCCAGGGGCCAAAUGACUUCUCCCGUCCAACCACCAGACCACAUAGCCCAGCGAAGAGAAACGGGACGGGCAAUAUUUGAAGAGUCACUCGUCCCGAUGUACCAGAACGAACCUACACAACUUGAACAACUCCCCGGGCGACCUGCUAACGGCCACCGUCUUGGGCUCUCCGAGGAUCCAUUGAUGGCACUUCUGCGUGGCCAGAACCAACAACCGCGACCGAUGCAGCCUCCACAACUGCCCCAAGGUCUUCCUCCUGGUCUUCAGAGACCGCCUGGAUUAGAACAGAUGGCACUGGCAAAUCCCAACUGGCCACCUCAACAGCCACAGCCACAUCCACAUACACAACCUCAGCAACAACCUCUGCGUCAGCCCUCACUUCCCCCUGGCCUCGGGGUCAACGUUUCUCGCGUUAUGCCAGGCCCGCCGUUUGGCCAGCCUCAACAACUACCAAGCCAGCCAACCCUUCAACAGCCAACCCAGCAACCGCGAGUACAACAGCAGCGCAAAUACACUGGGGAAACGAUCCCGGCCCAAUCAGGUCUGGCGAGCAUUCCCCCCGGGAUGUAUCCGCCACCUGGAUUCUUGAACUCCGGUCCUCCUCCAGGAUUUACUGGGGCCAUGGCCAAUCAUCCCGGUGCCCGAUAUCAGGGCGAACCAGGUCCUCCCCCGCAAGGCAUGCCCCGUGGAGGCUUCUUGGACAUGUAUGGCGAUAUGGGCGGCGGUAGAGGCGUCGGGUUGAGAGGGGGCGGGGUAAAUGGAGGCAUCCCGCCCUAUAGAUAA